This is a messenger RNA of Rotaria sp. Silwood2, 576 nucleotides long. The record is from the annotation of a GenBank genome assembly. NCBI's taxonomy places the organism in Eukaryota, Metazoa, Rotifera, Eurotatoria, Philodinida, Philodinidae.
AUGGGUAAUAAAGAAGCACGUGCUAAACGAGGCAAGGCACUUUCCGAGGCUGAUGUAACUGAAUUGUGUAAUCUAUCGGGUUUUACACCACAGCAAGUGCGCGAAUGGCAUUCAGGCUUUUUGAAAGAUUGUCCAAGUGGAAAACUAAAUAAGAAAAAAUUUAUUGAAGUUUACAAACAAUUUUAUCCAACUGGAAGAGCUGAAAAAUUUUGUGAAUAUGUAUUUCGUACAUUUGAUACGGAUGGAUCAGGCAAUAUAGAUUUUGCUGAAUUCUUAAUUGCUAUUUCAAUUACGGCUCAACAGGAUCCAAAGAAAAAAUUAGAAUGGGCAUUUUCAAUGUAUGACAUUGAUCGUAAUGGAUAUAUUGAGAAAAAGGAAAUGAAAAAGAUCAUGGAUGCUAUUUAUGAUCUUCUUGGUGAAGAAAAGAAAGGUUCAAAUUCACCGGAAAUGAAGGUCGAUCAAAUAUUUUCAAAAAUGGACAUAAAUAGUGAUCAAAAAUUAUCAAAAGAUGAAUUCGUUACUGGCUGUUUACAAGAUGAUUACUUAAGAAAAUUACUUGCACCAUCUGCCUCUUGA